Molecule: messenger RNA, 648 nt
Organism: Lodderomyces jiufengensis
Lineage: Eukaryota; Fungi; Ascomycota; Pichiomycetes; Serinales; Debaryomycetaceae
Product: Rab family GTPase
Exons: 1
Coding region: 1-648 (215 amino acids)
Molecular function (GO): GTP binding; GTPase activity
Source: RefSeq, a predicted model, not a curated record
AUGAGUUCGGAUAAAACAAAUAUACUAAAAAAGUAUAAGAUUGUUUUUUUGGGAGAUCAGAGUGUUGGUAAAACAUCAUUAAUAACGAGAUUCAUGUAUGAUACAUUUGAUGAAACUUAUGCUACAACAAUUGGAAUAGAUUUUUUAAGUAAAACAAUGUAUCUUGAGGAAGGUAAAACAAUUAGAUUACAAUUAUGGGAUACUGCAGGACAGGAAAGAUUUAGAUCGUUAAUACCAUCAUAUAUACGUGAUUCUCAUGUUGCAGUAAUAUGUUAUGAUAUAACAAAUAAGAAAUCAUUUUUAAAUUUAGAUAAAUGGAUUCAUGAUGUAAAAGUAGAAAGAGGUGAUGAUGUUAUAAUUGUAUUAGUAGGUAAUAAAUCAGAUUUAGCAAAUGACAAAAGACAAGUUACUGUUGAAGAUGUUGAAGCUUUACACCAAAAAAUUGGAUCUAAAUUUUUCAUUGAAACUUCAACAAAAGCAAAUCAUAAUGUUAAAUUGUUAUUUAAAAAAAUUGCACAAUCUUUACCCGACUUUAAUAAUGAUGAAGACAAUGAAAAUGGUGGACUAAAUAAUAAAGAUCAACCAGAAACUAUAGAUAUAACAAUUGAGAAUAAUGAGAAUAAUCAAAAUUCAAGUUCAUGUUGUUAG